Alternaria burnsii is the source of this 4056-nucleotide messenger RNA. RefSeq lists its product as uncharacterized. NCBI's taxonomy places the organism in Eukaryota, Fungi, Ascomycota, Dothideomycetes, Pleosporales, Pleosporaceae. The transcript is spliced from 7 exons. Bases 1 to 4056 code for a protein of 1351 amino acids. The record is from RefSeq and is a predicted model, not a curated record.
AUGGGUGGCCAUGCUUUCAAAGGACUAUACUGUCCGCGCAUCUCCCUAGUUGUCUACAACAAGGUCAAAGCACAGGUGACCGCUGCGUUGCAGACUGUCUUCGCACAAGUUGUUGUGCCAACUGAGAUGCCCGGCAAGGAUGAUUUUGGUGACGUCGACUUUCUAGUCUGCGAACCUCUACACUCUCGACACAGCACCUCGAUCGACGAUUUUCCCUGGCAGAGCACCGUAUGUCUCAUCAAAGAAGUACUUGAUACUACCCACGGACGUCGGGGCUAUCUCACCCCAGAUUGCAUGUACUUUGCCAUCGAUGCUCCCCACGGCGAAGAAAACUACUUUGUUCAGAUCGACGUCAAGGUCUGCUUCAAGCCCGAGCUGUUUCGUUGGUGCCAUUUUGAGCUCAAUUACGCAAGCAACAGCAAGAUCAUCGGAAGUAUGGUGAAGCCGCUGGGUCUUACAAUCGACCCGGAAGGUAUGCACAUCCGCGUUGAAGAGGUUGAAGAGACAAACUUUCCUGGAAGCAUGGUGUGGAUUAGCAAGGAUCCGAAGGAUGCGCUGCGGGUCGUAGGUUUGGAUCGGAGGAUACUGAGCGCUGGCUUCAAGAGCAAGGACGAGAUCUACGAACAACUUGCCAGCUCUUGGCUCUUCCAUCCGGGUCACUUCGCCGCACGACUGGCUGAGGAGAAGUACAACGACCGUCUCGAAGAUCGCGCGCCGCAUUGGACGCCUUUCAUCAAAGAAUGGGUACCCGAGCAUUACCCUGGAUAUUUUCUCAAUGAACGCGUUACCGGAUUGGAGGACAACGAUAGCCAAACUAGCGAGCACGUCGACGAUGAUCUUCGAUUAUGGUAUAAGCGUACCAGGGCAGCUGUCCGUGACAAGGUCUUCACCAUGUUUCCUCAUGUUGCAAACGAAUACUACAUCAAGCGCGCCGCCUGGGCCAAAGAAUUCGAGGAGCGGAGACUAAGAGAUCUCAUCACGAAUACCAUACCAACCGGCAUCUAUAGAUGGACCAGCGACAUUUCUCGACCUACCAUCGUUGUCAAGCACCAACAUUCUGCCACUCCUGAUCUCUCACCUGCGAUUAUCGGCGAGAUGACACCACCUUCAACAUCACCCCUCACGCCGAGCUUAUCCAUCGCUGCCACAUCUACGACGCCCUGCUCACCUGUCUCGUCAUUCUUCCCUCCCCUCCCCUCUACGCAAUCCCAAGAUGUACCGGUCUAUAUCGAUGCCCUUCCGCGCACGCCACCAGUGCCAUUCACGCCGCAUCCACCACCAGCUAACAUGUCGCCCUCAUCCAAGCUACUUUGUCUCUUCCGCUGGACAUCAUUCGACCCCGAAACUGGUACCCUUUCGCUCGCUACUACGCCGCGCGAGAAGAACUUCCAGAUGCAGUGGACGGAUGUGAAGUAUGCCGGUGCAACGGAUGACGAGCUCGUGCGGUGGGCGGGGAGCAUGUGGUGGUGUAUCUGGAUGAGACAGGCGGCUGUCAACUACAUGGGUAUGUGGAGGAAGAGGUUUGAGAAGGAGGAUAGUAGGAGGAUGAGAGAGGUGGAGAGCAAGAAGGAUGUGGAGUUGAAGGAGGUUCCAAAAGGAGAGGCAGUGGCAGACAGAUUGCAGAAGAUUAGAGGAAGGCUGAACAGGUUGAAUGCGGGGUUGAUGUCUUUGGGAUAUAUUGUACGCCAUAUGAAGCUAGCGUGCACGCCACGUUAUGAGAAGGCUGAGACCCCACCUUGUGAAGGCCGAACUGUAGAAAGGACAUCACACACUACGCAUAUUACAUCGGCAGCCAUGUCUUUGUGUAAUGUCUGCAGAUUCAUCCCAUUUCGCAAGAUCAUCCACCGUGAUGAAGAAGCGAUCGUGAACGACGGCUUCAGGUUCAAUUCGGUUGGACGAACAUCGCCGAGGUUUUCAAACCACCUUCCUUGGAACAAGCGACGAUGCACUGUGCCAGAGUUGAUUUCUCGCGCUAAGACGUGCCGAUUCUGCGAACUUGUUUUGCUAAGCAUCAAAGAUGCCACGUGGACCAGGCGUAACAUGGUAGAAUCCAUGACAUGGGAAGAGGCCAAGACGGCCAUGUCGCGGAACCUUAUGAUCUGGAUGGAGUUCCGGUUGAUUCAAUACCACUAUCCGAGCUUUAUCGUUAGCUUAGGCAACCCUCACGGAACGAAGACUUGGAAUUUGGAGCUCAAUCUCCGGAAAAGUCUCAUCAGUUCGUUGAAGGGCCCACUCGAUCGUGUUGUCUUCCGAGACACACUUCACCCUGACACGCUGAGUCUAAUGCUAUCCUGGCUAGACGGAUGCAAUAAUGACCACCCCAAGUGCUCUCAUUUGUCGACCAGACUUGUUCCACUACCGACAAGGGUCUUGGACGUAAGCGCGUUGCUCGAGCUAGGAGACAUGCUUGAUAGCUGUCGUAAUUGGCGAGAGCUGUUUCAAGGAGCAAAUUGCAAGCUUGUCCAAACUUCCAGUGGUCAGACGGGCCAGUAUGCUGCGUUGAGCUACUGCUGGGGCGCUGACUUACCCUUGAAAACAACUACAGCUAAUCUGGAAGCACACGAGUUCGCUAUCGGCUUUGACACAUUACCACGGACAUUACAAGAUGCUAUUCUGAUUGUGCGAUGGAUGGGCAUUGAAUAUAUUUGGAUCGAUUGUCUGUGCAUACUGCAAGACUCUAAAACAGACUGGGAAUACGAAGCUGCACACAUGGGAGAUGUCUACUCCAAUGCGUACUUGACAUUAGCGGCUUCAAGAGCAAAAAGCUGUGACGAAGGAUUUCUUGGUCUUCGCAAAGUGCGCUCCCCGUUCUGUAUAGACAUCGAAGAUAAUGAGGGCCCAUUCGAGUUAUACUUCCAACCGCCUUCCAUUUUUAGAUAUGGAUACUCACAGCCUUUGGAUCUUCGUGCAUGGGCUGCCCAAGAAAGCCUUCUCUCCCGUCGUGUUCUAAGCUUCAAGGGAGACCAGAUGACCUGGGGAUGCGAUCAGUUUCAUGGAACCGAAGAGGGCCACGAAGAUCAUUGCGGUCUGAUCAUAGCCACACGAAUUGAGUUGAUUGCAGAAUCUUUGAGUCAAUCCACGCCGCAACGACUCGCAAUAAGACACUGGACCCGCUUUAUAGAGGCUUAUAGCGCACGCCAAGUGACCUAUGAGACUGACACUCUACCAGCAAUAUCGGGUAUCAUUCAAGAGAUUCAAAAGCUUACUGGUGACACGUACUACGCUGGAUUAUGGAAGCAGCACUUCCUGGACGGGCUUUUGUGGCACCCAGAGAUGUUGUUGGGUUCGCCAGAAAGACUGAAAGGACAUCCCCAAACACCGAGAAGACGAAACGAAUGGAUCGCUCCUUCAUGGUCUUGGGCGUCUGUAAAAGGUAAAAUUACGCACCCGUCAAGGAACUCCGACACUGAGUACUGUGCUUGUCUCGAAGAGUGCAGCGUCACUCACUGCGGUAUUGACCCCCUUGGGGCACUCAAGGAGGGUUUCGCCCGCCUCAAGGGACCAGUAACGCUUAUAACAGAUGUUCACCAGGUCGAAAACCAUCCUCUGGGUUACCUAAGUUGCAUGAUUCAGCUCCGUAACGGCGCAUCGACUGAGGGUACAGUCUUUUUUGACUUUGUUCAUCAUAUGUCCUGCGAUGUAUUGAUGAUCACACCAUGUUGGGGCAUAUGUAUCGAAAAGGUCGAACAUAUGACGAACACCUAUGUGCGUGUUGGGGUUGUCCAGAUUCGGCGUGUGCAAAAUACUGGUGACAAGGUUAUUUAUGACGACCUCGGAAAUCCAAUGGAACCAGGAUCGUGGCGUUGGCCAACCACAUCGGAUCAUGUUCCGCCACGUACUAUUGUAUUGAUCUAUACCUCGUCGCACCUCCUUAAGCACAGCAUCUGGGACGCUGCCGAUCAUGGUGAGAUCUUUGCACCUCGUGGCAUCAACAAGAGAUCAUCUAUACUACCACAGGAAGCAGUAUCUUGGAAGUGCUUUGGUACUCGUAGCGUACAGUAUGUGUGGCAUUCUUUCAUUGCCCCGAAGUCUCGCCAAUUCUACGACCAGCAGUGA